UCGAAUAGGUGUCCUACUCGGAAAGUAAUCCACGUCCACGAAGGCGACACCGCAAAUAAGAACUCCACCCCUCUCCUCCCCCUGGAUCAACUUGUUCCCCAACCCGAACCCAACCCUCGACCGCAGCGACCCACAGCGGCGCAACCAUGGUGCUCGAGUCGACGAUGAUCUGCAUAGACAACUCGGAGUGGAUGCGGAACGGCGACUACUCGCCGUCCCGCUUCCAGGCGCAGGCCGACGCCGUCAACCUCAUCUGCGGCGCCAAGACCCAGUCGAACCCGGAGAAUACGGUGGGCGUCAUGACGAUGGCCGGCAAGGGCGUGCGCGUGCUUGUCACUCCCACCAGCGACCUCGGCAAGAUCCUCGCCUGUAUGCACGGGCUGGAAGUUGGAGCUGAAGCAAACUUGGCCGCAGCUAUUCAGGUUGCUCAGCUGGCGCUAAAGCAUCGCCAGAAUAAGAGGCAACAGCAGAGAAUUAUUGUUUUCAUUGGAAGCCCUGUGACAUACGACAAGAAGGUUUUGGAGACAAUAGGGAAGAAGCUGAAGAAGAAUAAUGUUGCCCUUGACGUUGUUGAUUUUGGUGAAACUGAUGAUGAAAAGCCCGAGAAACUGGAAGCGCUGAUCGCUGCUGUGAACAGCAGUGAUAGCAGCCACAUCGUCCAUGUCCCUCCGGGUGAUCAUGCCCUUUCUGAUGUUCUUAUAAGCACUCCUAUCUUUACUGGUGAAGAAGGUGGAAGUGGCUUUGCUGCUUCUGCAGCAGCUGCUGCAGCCACCGGAGCUACUGGAUAUGAUUUUGGCGUGGACCCAAAUGUGGAUCCAGAGUUGGCACUUGCCCUACGGUUGUCUAUGGAGGAAGAACGAGCUAGGCAAGAAGCUAUCGCGAAGAAGGCUGCAGAAGACAACAAGGAUCAGGCCUCAAGCUCUACUGAUGCUAUUAUGGCUGAAGCAGAACUUACCUUAAAUGCUCCUGCUGAUGUUGACGCAGAUCUACUGAAGGAUGAUGAUGAUGCUCAGCUACUACAGCAAGCACUCGCUAUGUCAAUGGAUGAGGGUGCUUCAGGAGCUGCAGCCGUGGCUGAUGCUGCUAUGGCAGAAGCUGCUGCAGAUGACCAGGAUUUGGCAUUGGCUCUUCAAAUGUCUGUCCAGGAUGCAGAGGCGGCUGGUCAAUCUGAUAUGAGCAAAGUGUUUGAAGACAGAUCAUUUGUGACAUCCAUCCUUAAUUCGCUUCCUGGUGUUGACCCCAAUGACCCAUCUGUGAAAGAUCUACUGGCAUCUUUGCAUGGCCAAGGAGAGCAGGAGGAGAAGAAAGAUACGGAGGACAAGCCAGACAAGCCUGAAGAUGGGAAGAACUGAAGUCAAUGAACUUCUAUUUUCUCAACUUGCAGGCGCAUGAAGAAGUGAAGAAGAUUGCCUGCAUUAGCUGCUUUUACACUCGGGCUAUAUGAAUUUACUUAAUCCUCUUGUAACUGCGUUGAUGAUAACUCAAAUGCCGAGAGAACUUGUAUUAUGUCUGCUCUCACGAACGCUCCUCCAUGUUUGUCUCAAGGGAUUACCUGUUGCAAAUUCAUUUGUACACUUUGUCUGUUGAAUGUAACUUAACACAUUGACAGCGCGGA
Triticum aestivum (bread wheat) is the source of this 1615-nucleotide messenger RNA. Its product is annotated as 26S proteasome non-ATPase regulatory subunit 4 homolog. Gene Ontology annotation, biological process: proteasome-mediated ubiquitin-dependent protein catabolic process. Lineage: Eukaryota; Viridiplantae; Streptophyta; Magnoliopsida; Poales; Poaceae. Bases 147 to 1352 code for a protein of 401 amino acids. Gene Ontology annotation, molecular function: polyubiquitin modification-dependent protein binding. Gene Ontology annotation, cellular component: cytosol; nucleus; proteasome regulatory particle, base subcomplex. The transcript has 10 exons. The record is from RefSeq and is a predicted model, not a curated record.